AUUAUUGUUAAUAUAUCUGUGUUGAGAACCUUUACAUGAUAAACAUUCAUUUUUUCCAGGACCAUAACAACUAGAACAUUGAUCAUGGCAAUUAGCGCAAGUAUUAGAUGCUGUUAAAUAAGUCCAAGAAUAACAUAAACAAAUUCCAUUUGAUAAGUAAAAAUUGGCUGCACAUUAAGUACAUAUAGAUGCAUUUGUACAUUCUAAACAAUAGACAGGUGAACAUUUGGUGCAAAUAGAAGGUGUAACAGACGUGUUUAGAUAAUAAGUAGAAUCUACACAUGAUGUUGGAGUCGACAUUCCUGUUGGCAAUCCUAAUUUACCUGUGCAGUCAUUCCAUGUGGGUCCAGUGCAUGCAGUACAAUAUUGGGUACACUAUUAUUAAGUGUAUUAAUUUUACUUCUAAGAUAAGAAUGUAAUAAUCAUAGAUUAAACAAAAAGCCUAAUUAAUGGCAUCAGAUGAAUGUGCAUUACAUUUGAAGACCACUUAUAAAGUAUUAGGUGUAAGGUGAUCUUCUGGUCUAUCUACUUAGAUUUAUCUAUCAGUUGUUGAAGCACCUAAAGAAGAAGAUGCUG
Paramecium sonneborni is the source of this 576-nucleotide messenger RNA. Lineage: Eukaryota; Ciliophora; Oligohymenophorea; Peniculida; Parameciidae. The record is from the annotation of a GenBank genome assembly.